AUGAUUGAGCUUGUCGUGAAAAGAGAAGUUAAAGCACAACCUGCUAAGCAGAAGAAGACUUGGGCUCAAAUCUGCUUCUUCUCGCGGUCCAAAAGGAAGCGCAACGGUGGAGAUUAUAUAUUUGUUAGUCGUGAUGCAUUAAUAAGAUGGACUCGUGAACAAGGGACAAGGAAUGGCUUUGUGAUUAUCAUUAAAAGGUCUGAUAUUGGAGGAGCUGGUAAAUUCAAGACCGGUCGAAUUCUAUUUUGUUGUGAGAGGGGUGGCCAAUUUAGGAAAAAAAAAGUUGUGGAAUCAGAUAGCAAGACAAUACAUAAGCUUGAUCAAAGUUCAAACCCUCCAAAGAAAAAAAGUGUGAAGUCUACUGGCACGAAGAAGUGUGGUUGCCCCUGUUCAUUGAAGGGUGUGAACUGUGGUCCUGGAGAUGCAUGGCAACUUGAGUUUGUCUGUGGAGUUCAUAACCAUCCUGCAGCACUAAAUAUGGAAGGGCAUUCAUAUGUAGGGAGAUUAAUUGUGGAAGAGAAUUUACUAGUGGUUGACAUGUCUAAGAGUUUGGCUAGGCCAAAAGAUAUAUUAUAUACUAUUAAACGUAGAGAUAGGUUGAAUGUGACCACAAUGAAGACAAUCUACAAUGCCAGACAAAAAAAUAGGGUGAUUGAGAAAGCAAGUAUGUUAGAGAUGCAGGUAUUGCUACGAAAGUUGUUUGCCCAUGAGUAUGUAGAGUGGCAUAGAAGCUAUGGUACCGCUAAUAUUGUAAGUGAUUUGUUUUAUGCUCACCCUACAAGUAUUAAGCUACUGCGCGCAUUUCCUCAUAUUUUGAUCAUGGAUUGCACAUAUAAGACAAACAGGUUUCGCUAUCCACUUUUGGAGAUUGUGGGGGUGACGUCUACACAUCUUACAUUCUCAAUUGCAUUUGUUUAUCUUAGUGCUGAGAAAAAAGACAACUACAGAUGGGCAUUGGCUAGAUUAAGGAGUGUUAUGGAUGAUAAUUCGAUUCCAAGUGUUAUUGUCACAGAUAGGGAGUUAGCUAAAUGCACUCCAUAA
This is a messenger RNA of Prunus avium (sweet cherry), 1041 nucleotides long. The record is from RefSeq and is a predicted model, not a curated record. NCBI's taxonomy places the organism in Eukaryota, Viridiplantae, Streptophyta, Magnoliopsida, Rosales, Rosaceae.